CGGAAUUACGCGAGAGUAUUGCGAAAUCUCGAUUUUAAGCUAGCAAGCAGUUUCUCUGUAGCGCUCAACGUGUAUGGUUCGAAAGAAAAGGUGGAUUUAGUUGUGGCUCCAUCCACUGCCUAAUAGGGGGGCCCGUUUAGGGAUAUUUGGGUAAACGUCGCGAUGCGAUGCAGUUUCGCGAUGAAUUUUCACUUAAAUCAAAAAUUUAUCCCAAUUGUCCAAUUCAAGUUUCUUCACCACGUGGAGCUCCUCGUGUUUCUCAAUCUACUAUUGGCGAGCGUUCCCCAUGGCGAAGCAUCGUACGAAAUGCAGGGACCAAAUUUCCUGACGGAACCUGCAUCGCGCGUGGAAUUUACUAACGUGAGUGGCGGCAGAGUGGACUGCAUCGUUAGAGGAAAUCCCGAGCCAACUGUGGAUUGGUUGGCUGCUGAUGGCGGAAGUGUGGUCACCAUUCCAGGUAUAAGGCAUGUUCUCGGGAAUGGAACCGUUCACUUUCCAGCUUUUGAGGCCGAGGCUUUUCGUCAGGAUGUACAUUGGGCAAUUUAUAAAUGUUCAGCAAUCAACAGCGUUGGUGCCGUCGUCAGCAGGGAUGUCACAGUUAGAGCAGUGGUGCACCAACGUUAUGGACCGGAAGUACAAAGUCCCGGAGGUUUCCUGGGCAACAAUGUACUUAUGCGAUGCAAUGUGCCGAGUUUUGUUCGAGAUCACGUCAGCGUUACUUCUUGGCUUCAGGAGCCAUCCUUCAACAUUUACCCAUCCACUAUAAGCGAUGGCAAGUAUCACAUGCUGCCAAGUGGAGAGCUACUGAUUAUUAAUAUUUCACGGAGUGAUGUGCAAAUGACUUAUCGAUGUAGAACGCAUAAUCGAUUGACUCAGGAAACUGUCGUCAGUAAUAAUUUUGGCCGAGUGCAAUUGACGGAAGCUCGUGGAGCAAUGCCACCAAUGUUAAGUGAUAAGUUAGUGUAUAUAUCAGCGAGAGUAGAAGAGACUAUUGUAAUUCCAUGUGUUGCCUAUGCUAAUCCUCGGCCUACAAAUCGGUGGUAUUAUAAUCGAAAUCAAAGAGAUGAACCAAUUGACGAAUCGUCGGGACAUUUUUUAGUUCGUGAUGGUUCAUUAAUUAUACAAAACGUCCAAGAAUUAGACGCUGGUUCCUACAUGUGCACUGCCAGUAAUUCGGAAGGUAGUGGAUCGAUGGAAGUAAAGUUAACAGUAUCUGCACCCUUAAGUGUUCACGUUCAACCUGCCAUUCAAACUGUAGAUCUUGGUAAACCUGCUUUCUUGACAUGUAGCGCGAGUGGAUUUCCUCAAGCUGCAUUUUAUUGGCUGAAGGAUGGUCAACCACUGCGAACUGGUGCCCGCAUAAGAAUAGUUUCACGGGAACGAAUUUCCGUGACGUCAGUUGCACGCGAAGACCGUGGAAUGUACCAGUGUUUUGUGAGAAAUGAACAUGAGAUGGCGCAGGGAAUUGCGGAAUUACGCCUGGGCGAGAUCGCGCCACAGUUGGUCUAUAGAUUCAUUGAACAGACAAUGCAACCAGGUCCAUCGGUUUCUCUGAAAUGUAGCGCAGCGGGUAAUCCUACGCCGCAAAUUUCCUGGCUCGUGGAUGGAUUUCCGCUGCCGCAAAACGACAGACUUCUCAUUGGCCAAUACGUUACUGUGUACGGAGAUGUAAUCUCCCAUGUCAACAUUUCGUCAGUGAAGCCGGAAGAUGGUGGCGAAUACGAAUGCACGGCGAGCAGUAAAGCUGGAGAGGCAAAACAUUCUGCCCGGCUGAAUAUUUACGGAUUACUGUACGUGAGAGAAAUGCCAACUAUUUCAGCGGUGGCUGGAAAGCAACUAUACAUCAAAUGCCCUGUCGCCGGGUAUCCAAUUGAAGCUAUAAUAUGGGAAAAAGAUGGAUCGAGACUACCAACAAAUAUGAGGCAGAGGGUUUUAAACGGUACAUUAACUAUCGAAACCGUUCAACAAAAUGCAGAUCUUGGAACAUACACGUGUACUGCGAGAAAUAAACACAAUUUUACUGCUUAUCGGUCAGUCGAAGUUCGAGUUUUGGUGCCACCUAAAAUCACGCCUUUCAAUUUUGCUCGCGAUUUAAACGUAGGGGAUCGUACUAGCAUACAGUGUGUUGUCGUCACCGGCGACCUACCUCUAACAUUUACAUGGCUCAAAGAUAAUGUGCCAAUUGAUGAAGUAUCGGAUACAUCCCUGACGGGGCUUGAAUCAUCAAUUGUUAUUGGUAGUAAAAAAUCGGGUCACGCUGAUCAGCCCCGUCCAAGGGAUCAGGGACAACAAUUAAAGGCGAUCAACAUCCGCCAAUAUGACGCUUUUAACAGCGCUCUGAGCAUUAGCACGAUCGCACCUGCACACAAUGGCACGUACACCUGUCGCGUGGCCAACGGUGCUGACACCGUCGCUCAUUCUGCACUCCUCCACGUCAACGUUCCACCGCGGAUUGCACCGUUUUAUUUCGAAACUGGUGUCACCCAAGGGAUGAGGACACAGCUAAUGUGUACCACGAGCCAAGGAGAUCAGCCGUUCAACAUCACAUGGCUAAUGGACAAGAAACCAAUUGAAUUGAAAGAGAAUGGUGAUGUUUCAUCGAACCAGUUAUCGACGUCUGAGGAAAACAACAAUAUUCAGAUAAGCGCCUAUCCACCAUUUUCCAGCAUCCUCACGAUUAGUAACGUCACUGCCAAGCAUAGUGGCAACUACACUUGCAGUAUUAGCAACAUUGCUGGGGUCACCGAACAUUCAGCAAGACUCUCCGUAACUGUGCCACCGCAAUGGAAAAUUGAGCCUAUCAACCAAGAUGCCAUUGUGGGUCACAGUGUUUCCAUUGCUUGUCAAGCUGAAGGAUUUCCGAUUCCAUCUGUAACUUGGAAGCAAUCUAACAGUGAGAAUCCAGGGGACUAUAGGGAACUUGGUUAUGGUGGUACCGAAGGAGCUGGAGUUGCUGCAAAUGGGUCGUUGGUGAUCCCAAGGGUAUCUCGAGAGCACAGUGGCUCUUACCUAUGCAAGGCAACCAAUGGCAUUGGUCCUGGUCUCAGCAAACUCAUUCAGCUAACAGUUCAUGCAGGACCUUCGGUGACCGUUCGAAGUAGAGAGGAAUCAGUGAGACGAGGUGAGAAAGUGACUUUACGUUGUGAAGCCGAAGGAGAUGCACCACUCGAUCUCAGUUGGCGAACUCGUGGAAGUACUGUUGGAACUACUUAUGAUGAUAGAUACACGGUGAAAAAUUCUCCCACCACACUUGGCCUCGUAUCGGAAUUACGUAUUAUUCAAGCUGGCCAUGCCGAUCGUGGUGAAUAUGUGUGUGUCGCAAGAAACGCUUACGGUCACGAUAAAGUCACUGUACAUCUACUUGUUCAAGAACCUCCGAAUUUUCCUCGAAAUUUACACGUGGCCGAACUGGGUAGUCGAGCGAUAACUUUGGAAUGGUCUACACCGUCAAGUGUCGCAGAUUCCUUGCAUCCUGAUUCUCCAAUCUCAAAAUAUGUAGUCCAAUAUAAAGAAGCUCAAGAUGUGUGGCAUGAACACAACACGCAGAAGAUGAUCGAGGGAGACAAGACGGUUGCAUUGGUAUCCCCGCUAAAACCCGCGACAACCUACCACUUUCGGGUGUUUGCGGAAAAUCAUCUCGGAACAUCAGCCCCAAGCGACAUUCUUCAUGUUCAAACACAAGGUGAAGUUCCUGGUGGGCCACCUAGACAAGUUUCCAUUAAACCAAUUAGUCCCCAGCAAAUGAAAAUCACUUGGCAACCUCCCGAUCGUUCUCUCUGGAAUGGCGAAUUACAGGGUUAUGCUAUCACUUUUACAAAUUUAGGAAGUGAUGAGCAGUUGGCGAAUGAGACACGAAUUAGAAUCACAAGUAAUGGAGACGGUUCGUACGAUUAUCGGCUAACGGGUCUACGAAAAUACACGCAAUAUAGUAUAGUGGUAAAGGCGUUCAAUAGCAAGGGCGACGGGCCAGGAUCAGAUCCAAUGAUAGCGCAAACUCUAGAGGAUGUUCCCAGUUCACCACCACAAAAUGUGGCAUGUACAGCGUUGAAUGGACAGAACAUACAGGUCACAUGGAAGCCACCACCGUCGGAUAAAGUUCAUGGAAUGGUAGUUGGCUACAAGGUUGUAUAUGAAGCAACGAAUGGAGUAAUGGAGAUAGACAUGCAGGGAUCACCGGAAACAAGAAUCACUCAGGCCUUGAGCGCCGUCCUUCACGGUCUUAAUCCUUAUACCAACUACACGGUCCAAGUUUUGGCAUCUACACGAGCUGGAGACGGAGUUAGUAGUAUACCAGUCUCAUGCACAACUGAAGAAGAUGUUCCUGGCGCGCCAGAAAGAGUAAAAGCAGUUGCUAGUGCGGAGGAUUCAAUGGUGAUAUCCUGGCUUCCUCCACGACGGCCAAACGGAGUACUCACAAAAUACACCGUUUUCAUUCGAGUGUUGGAUCAGGGCCAAGAAGUAAAGAUCAUUAAAGACUCUCUACCCGCGCACAACUUACACUAUGAUGCAACGGGACUAAAACUACGUGAAUCGUAUGAGGCAUGGGUUACUGCUUCAACAAAAGUGGGACAAGGACCCACCACACCGGUCGUCAAAUUUAAUCCAAGUGCCACAAUUUCAGCGGCAAUUAUCUCCUUUGGGGUUCCUGUGAUAGUACCAUGGAGGGUUGACGUGAACUUAGCCUGUCAUUCAGUGGGAAAUCCAAAGCCAAUUGUUGAAUGGCGAAUGGGUGAUUUGAAAUUGCAGAAACAACAACAAAGACUCGAUGUUGGAUCAGAUAACACUUUACUACUACAAAACGUUCAAAGGACUCAAGAAGGAAACUAUUCUUGCCAUGCGAGGAAUUCACUGGGAUCUGAUGAAAUCGUUUACAGUUUACACGUUCAAGUUCCACCAACGCCGCCCACUCUUCUUGCAACAGCAACGACCAACGACGCAGUUCAACUUCAAUGGAAACAAGGAGAUAAUGGAGGCUCGUCGAUUAAAGGAUUUUUAUUGGCUUAUCGAAAAGAGUUUGCUGAAUGGGAGGAGGUCAUGCUUGAUCGACGAGCGAGUACACAUUUGUUAGAGGGACUACAAUGCGGUACAAAAUAUCAAUUCACAUUGGCGGCAUUUAAUCGUAUUGGCAGUGGCGGUGCAAGUGAAAUUGAAAAUGCCCGUACAAAAGGAACAAAACCAUUACCACCAUCAAAACAACAUUUUGUUAAGGCAAAUUUAACAUCCGUUAUACUUGAAUUGGCAUCUUGGCAGGAUGGCGGUUGUCCGUUGCUAUAUUUUGUCGUUGAAUACAGACGAUACCCUGGAGAAUGGCUUUUAGUAUCAAAUAACGUUCCACCGCAAACGAGAUUUCCAAUAGUUAGUUUGGAAAGUGGAACGAGUUAUGAAUUGAGGAUAACUGCUUAUAACAAUGCGGGUUCCACGCAUGCGGAAUAUUUAUUCACAACAUUAACAUCAACUGGCAAUACAAGAAUGCAAGAGGGACCACCAAUUGAUGCUGGUGAUACGCCAUUAUAUCUUGAUGCUCAAGUUUUGGCACCCAGUGUAAUAUCAUUAUUCGCUGUUAUUCUCGCCGUUGCCGGUGUAUGCUUUUGCCUAAGAACACAUCCCGUCAGAUCUGGUUCGACGAACGAUCCAAAUGCACAAAAUCAAGCGGCCCUUGAGAAUAAACAUAAUAUGGAGCAAAGGGAGCAAUAUUAUGCGACUGUGAGAAAACCAGGUCAACAGUCACCGUGUCGUGAGGUGAGCGCAUUGGAACGAAUACCAGAAUAUUCGGAAGAUAUUUAUCCGUACGCUACUUUUCAUCUGCCCGAGCAGGAAAAUCUCUCAGCGAAUCCAAUGCGUCAGGCAUAUUUUUACGAGAGAAGUGAAACAAUGUUACAAGGCGCCCAGGUACGGUGUGAUGUCGAUCAAUAUACAAAAGUUCGUGGACGAUCACGUCGUAAAUCGAAAUCAUUUAAAUCAGAAUCAGAAGAAUAUGAUACAUUGGGUUCUGACAGCGAUACAGAAGUUGGUACAAGUAGUCGUACCGAAUCGUCAAAUCAUCUUGAAGAUUCGGGACCAGCGUCAAUAAUGGCCCGUUCGCCGGGUCCAAAUUCCGGUCAAAGGGGACGUGAGCAGCGACUAGCCCUUGUUCCCAGGCCGGUCCAUCAUAAUGUGCUGUACCACACGCACGAAUCAAGUACAUCAACAGAGCCGUCACCAAUUUCUGAGAGAAAGACUUUACCUAGACUAGAAAAGCAGAGGUAUCGAGGUGGACCUCUGGACGUAUCGAUGGAUGCAAAUCGACCGAUUAUUAAACUCACGGAAUCAGGUAUUCGUUCCUAUUCGACAAAUGCAUCACCAAGUCAUUUGAAUAAUCAUACACGAAUGUCGACGUACGAUCGACCAAAGGAUUCAAGUGAAAGAAAAUCCGUCGAGUCACUUUGUCAUUUGGAUGAUGGUGGAAAUCGAAAUUAUCAAAAAAAUUCACGUUAUCGACAUCGAGAAAAAGGCGGCGAAUGGGGCAACGAAUUGUCAACAUUGGAAUUGAAACCGCCAACUGGUUUUACCGAUGCUCAUGAAACCAGUGAGGCCGAAUGCGACAUCGACAUGAAAUUACGACUUCAUCGAAAAAGAGGUACUGGUCAAAACUGCCAACUUUCAAAAUCACCUCAGGAUUUUACCAUUACAGUCUGAGAAUUAUAAUAAUAAAUAAUAAUAGCAAAUAUCAAAAAAA
Leptopilina boulardi is the source of this 6715-nucleotide messenger RNA. RefSeq names its product cell adhesion molecule Dscam2-like. The coding region runs from base 163 to 6675 and encodes 2170 amino acids. Gene Ontology annotation, molecular function: protein binding. NCBI's taxonomy places the organism in Eukaryota, Metazoa, Arthropoda, Insecta, Hymenoptera, Figitidae. The record is from RefSeq and is a predicted model, not a curated record. The transcript has 29 exons. Gene Ontology annotation, biological process: axon guidance; cell-cell adhesion. Gene Ontology annotation, cellular component: axon; plasma membrane.